UUCGUCGUUUUGAAUCUGUAGUUUAACUAGCAUAACUGCAUAGCUACCUGUUAGUAAGCGUGAGCUACUUUUGAAAACCCCAAAUUUAUAGGUUCCAUAUAUAUUUAUAUGAUGUCGGCUGUAUGUUAAGGCAAUUGUGCGUGUGGAACAAUGUAGCGGCUGUGAAGUAAUGUCAACUCAACACGACUUUGUUUGUUUACUAUGAGCGCCCUAUCAGCCCAGGCUCCAGCAUCAAGCUCAUCAUGCAGGACACUGCCUGGAGAGGGAAAUCAGGUACAACCAAAGGCCCCUCUCCUGCAGAUUCUGCGUGUUGCCGGAGCCCAGGAAGAAGUCUUCACACUCAAAGAGGUGAUGCACUAUUUGGGUCAGUACAUCAUGGGGAAACAACUGUACGAUAAGCAAAGGCAGCACAUCGUCCACUGCCAGGAUGACCCUUUGGGAGAGCUGCUGGAGGUGGAGAGCUUCUCUGUCAAAAACCCGAGCCCCGUGUAUGAAAUGCUCAAGAAAUACUUAGUUGUGCUUGGUUGUUCUGACGCUGCAGAGAAUCUUUCUGUGGGCCGUGAAUGUGUAGAGGGCGGAGUGGAGGAUCGUGGUCAGAUUUGUGGGGGUGUGGUCAAAGCAGGGCUGGAGGCUGUCAGUGGUGGGCCUCUCCUGCAGACCCCCUCCCAGAGACGACCUCGGGAGCCAGACGAUGAUUCCCUUGAAGGCCUGCCACGGUCAGCCUGCAAACGGCCCAAACUGGAUGUUACUUUGGACGAGUGGGACCUCUCUGGCCUGCCCUGGUGGUUUCUGGGUAAUCUCCGUAGUAACUACAGCCGCAGGAGCAAUGGCUCCACUGACAUCCACACAAACCAACUGUCUCCUGCACAGGAGGAGGACACAGCCAUCGUGUCGGACACUACCGACGACCUCUGGUUCUUGACUGAGGGCGAAAGUGAACAGGUGAGCGUGGAGAUGAAAGAGGCUGCACUGGAGGAAGGGAGCGGAGGAGAAGGGGAGGCUCCACCUGAGGAUGAUGACGGAGGAGGGAAGGAGGAGAAAGCAGAUCGAGAGAUGCAGGAGGAGCCAGAUGAGGACUCGCAGUGUCUGAGCGACGACACUGAUACAGAGAUCUCCACACAGGAUGCGUGGCAGUGCACAGAGUGUAGGAGGUAUAACACACCUCUCCAGAGGUACUGUGUUCGCUGCUGGGCUCUACGUAAGAACUGGUACAAAGAUGUCCCCCGACUCGCCCAUUCCCUUUCUGUUCCUGAUAUCCCAGCAUGCAGCUCUCUCACCGCCCAUGAUGAGGAAGAUGACAGCGACACAGGCAUUGAUGUCCCAGACUGCAGCAGGACAGUGUCUGACCCUGUCAUCCUGCCCUCCCACUCUACAGCUGACCGACCACUGCCCACCAUGGUUAGAGGGAAAGGCAAGGGGCCUUGGCCUUCCAGCUUCCACAAAGAUGAGCAGCUGUCAGAAGGGGAGAGUCAAGAAAAUCUGGGGAUGGAAGUUGAAGAAGUUAGGCCAGAGGCACUGUUGGAGCCUUGCAAGCUGUGUCGAGUGCGACCGCGCAAUGGAAAUAUAAUACACGGGCGUACGGCUCACCUGCUAACCUGUUUCCCAUGUGCAAGAAGGCUACACAAGUUCCAGGCUCCUUGUCCAGGAUGCGGGAAGAUCAUUCAAAACGUUAUUAAGAUAUUCAUCCUCUAAGAAGCAAGCACACAUCUGUCAGGCUCUGGGGACCUACACAAUAAAUAAUACAACAAACAUUUUCCACCACAAUCAACCACACAGCUGCAUGCACUCUGGUGCGCACACACACACUGCUUGUAGACACACAAAAGACAUGCACCUUACCCGUAAAACCUACACAGAUAUUCACAAAGUAUGGCACUUGCUAAAGCUUGCUCUUGGUUGCAUGGUUUAUUUUGCAUCACACUGCCUCUGAAGUAUUGUUUGACGAAACCUAACAAGAGUUUGCCAUACCAAAUGUUUGUUCUGGUGCCACAUUUAAAUAAGGGAUACACAAAGGCAGAAGUAUUUAUUUAUUUAUUGGAAAAUCACAUAAGAGUGCAGUUUGUGUGAGCUGUUAUUGAUUUCAUGAAGGCUUGUUUUUCCAGGCUAUGUGAAUUUUCUCGUUGGUAUUUGCAUUGCAUUUGUUAAAUGUCCCAUUUUAAAAACUAGUAUUGCUUGCUUUAGUUCUGGUAGUUUUGUUUGAGUUUCCUUCUCCAUAGAUUCACUUCAGUCAUCUCAACAAAAAUUGGAAAAGCUGUUGCAGGUAUGUAGCUACAGUACCACAUCAAGCAUCUUCAAGGCAAUUUUUUUUUUUUUCACCCCUGUUGUAUCAUUUUAGGUAUUGUGGCUCCGAGAUUUCAGUUAUGAAGACAAGACUGAAGGAAAAACAGUCUUAAAACUGCGACUUUGUUGUCAGCUGCUGCAGCUACGUGAAAGUAUCCUCCUAAGCCUUUCUUAUUAAAAAAUGUGUUCUCGCAGCAUAAGUGAAUGUACUGUCAAAUACAAAUGUGGUGGCUUUAGUCCUGUUUCUCUCAAAGUAUUUUAAAAUGUAGAGUUUAAUUUAACCUGCUUGAGAAUGCACAGCUGAAGUAUUUACUGUAAUUUUCUCUCAUGGUAGUAAUUUGAUAUUAAUAUGUAUUCAAUAUUUACAGUUGCCAAGCCUCUGACAGUUAUGCCUGCAGUACCUUAAUUAAGUCAUAUAAUUGUUGGUUAAAGUUUAAAUGUUAUCAUUCAGAAAGGGUACUUUACCUCUUCCUGAGCUUAUUAUAAAUGAACAAUUUCUGUAUAUUUUGUAUUUAAUUUAUUUAUGAAUCUGUUUUAAUUGUUUAGCUGACCACCUCUAAUGAAACAGAAAAGGCUGCAUUUGUUACAGAGUUCUAACAUGUAAUUUAGAGCUAAAAUGCUUUUGAAAGUUCUACAGAAAGUCUUUAAGGAAACAGGCUAAGUUACCAAAUGUACCCUCAGUGAAAAUGACUGCGUAGUACUUAUUUGCAGGUGGGGGAGUUUGAUUUAAGCGUUACACUGCCAUGUAAUGACUCUGAACUUUAAUUUGUAUAUUAUAGAUUUUAUUUUGAUGGUUCUGCAUUAUUUGAAGGUUGUAUUGCUGCAGCACGUAGAUGCCUAGUUCUAUCAGUGAGUGUGUGAGCUGUCUACAAAUACAGUAUGCUCUACAAUACUCAAGAUUUCCAGCGACAGAAAGCAUUUAACUCUUGGCUCUGCUUUGCAUAGAGGGAAUAUAGUCGUUCUUUGAUCUGCUCUUUACUUGCGCUUAAUCUUUCUGCCAGCAGGUGGGGAGAAGUCUCAAUAUUGUACCCGGUGCCCACAGAAGCUGUACAGUACCAGUGAUACCAUGUAAUGCGUAUAUAGAGCAUGCCUCCUGUCGUGAGUAGAGCCCGCCCUGAGCUGGUGUGAGAGCUAUAUUAGCUAAAAGCUAUAAAAGAUUAAUGUAGCCUGUUGUAUUUAUCACCACCAUUGUGAAUCGAGAGAGACAAACUUCCUCUGAAUACAGACCUCAUAAGAAUGGCUUAGUACUUAUUAUACCAUUAAUACUGGUUCAGAAUGACACGUAAUUGUUGCAAUUAUUGACAUUAAGACUAAUGUACUCAAACAUGGUACAGCUAAUAUGGUUGGUUUUUUUUUCUACUUGUUAUGGAAUAAAAAGUUGUUUUGUAAAGCAAUAAAAAGUUGGGAGUUAA
This is a messenger RNA of Chelmon rostratus (copperband butterflyfish), 3692 nucleotides long. It is a transcript of the gene mdm4, whose product is annotated as MDM4 regulator of p53. NCBI's taxonomy places the organism in Eukaryota, Metazoa, Chordata, Actinopteri, Chaetodontiformes, Chaetodontidae. Gene Ontology annotation, molecular function: ubiquitin-protein transferase activity. Gene Ontology annotation, biological process: protein ubiquitination; negative regulation of apoptotic process; regulation of cell cycle. Bases 202 to 1692 code for a protein of 496 amino acids. The record is from RefSeq and is a predicted model, not a curated record. The transcript is spliced from 11 exons. Gene Ontology annotation, cellular component: nucleus.